AUGAAAAAUUUUCAUCUGUUAUUAGUAUUAAUUUCAACACUUUAAAUUUCAUAUUCUGAAAAGAUAAGAGUUUCAUUAUAUAGUAUUAAUAGUUGCUUAAUAUUUUAGUUGAAUCACUUUGCCCUGAUACUACAAGAUUUAUUUAAUCUUCAUUAUUGAAAGCAUUAAAAACACCAUCGUUUGAUGAAUUGGUUGAACUGAGAUUUAUUCCAUAUGGAAAGGCGUCAUAAAAUUAAUAAAGUAAUG
Messenger RNA from Paramecium sonneborni, 246 nucleotides. The record is from the annotation of a GenBank genome assembly. Lineage: Eukaryota; Ciliophora; Oligohymenophorea; Peniculida; Parameciidae.